ACUGUGGUGGACCGCCAGCCAUCCCUCAGGCUAGCCGGGAAAGAUGGACCCCAUACUGGAAGUUACCAUCCUGAUUCUCCAGGGCCACCCGGGUGACCAAGAACACGAUAUAAUGAGGAAGUUGUCCCUGGAGGGUUCAGACUAGAAGACGAGGUGAACGUUACGCUAACUUUUUUCGCAACAGCUCACUCAAGUUGAGGGGACUCCAACUAGAUAGACAAAGUCAACAGCAAAGACUGAUCCAAGACAAGUUAUACGCCAGCCAAACUGUUGCUGAGACCGGACAAACUUACUGAUGGCACACUUGGAUGGUAUCUGGUGUUGAUUUUAAACUGCUUUUUUGUGUUCAACUGUGUUUUUCAAUCCCCCCAAUUAAGAGACAGAAUAGUCAUAAGGCAGGACAGUCACCAUGCCCAGGCCAAGGGCGGGGCCUGGCCCGCCACCUGAGGACGUUUAUGAAUUCUCUAUGGACGCGGCAGAAGCUCAGUCUGUCUACUUGCACAGGAAGUCCUUAGAGAAGACAUCUCCUCUGAGCAAAUAUAUUGAGACUGAACACCAGCAAGCAGGGCUGUUCUCUCUGUCUCCCUUCGAUGCCUCCCUGGACGCUGCCGUUGACCUCCAGAAAAAACGGAGGAAGAAAUGUGGUGCCUGCACUCCCUGCCUCCGCAAAGAGAACUGUGGUACCUGCGCAAACUGUAUGAACCGCAAGACGGGCAAGCAGAUCUGCAGGCUGCGCAAAUGUGAACAACUGAAGAAGAGACGGAACGAGUGGGAUGUGAGCGAGGUGGACUAUUUUGAAGACAACAGUCGAGGCUGCUCGGGGAACCCUGAACUGGCAGCUGAGACUGUUCGGGAAGUCACUUCAGUGGAUGGCCCCAGAAGUGGAGGCCAGAUGGAAAUUGGGUCACAUGACCGCCUCCAGGAAGGCGCGCUGAACCUGGAAUUGGCCAAUGGGGUUAAUCGCUACCCUAAUGAUGAUGAGACAUCUAUAGAAACAGAGCAGCAGAGGGCAGGAAGCGUGCCUGCAAGGCAGUGGGUGUCAGGACAUGGCAAGGUCAGUGACACCCAACAACAGCAACCGUGUUGGAACAGCAACAGUAGUACAACCCCUGGUGAACCUGUCCACCACGCAGACAUGGAGGAUGCUCAAAAUUUGGUGGCUUUUUCUGCUCUUGCCGGCUCCUUGCCUCCUUCUUCCUCCUCUUCCUGCCUCGUCCAGCCUAAUACAGCCCUGCUGUAUGAGAAAUUCAUCCAGGAGAUGGGUGCUGAGGGGACUCAGGCCAGGCUCUCUGCAGGGGCUCCUGAGGGUAGCUGCCAACCUCCAGAAGACCUGAACACCCUACAGACAGCACUGAGCCAAGCCAAACAUGGACACAAGCCCCCAAACUGCAACUGUGAUGGGCCUGACUGUCCAGACUACCUUGAGUGGCUGGAGAAGAAGAUUAAGUUGGCAACCAGUGAGGAUCAAGGUCCCUGCAAGAUGAAUAAUGCUCCUCCACACUUACAGUCUCACCUACAGCAACCCCAUUUAAAGCAUCAACCUCACCCCCACCCCCAGGUUAAUGGUGGCCCCCGUCUGUCUACUUCAUACCCCCAGCAGCAACAGGGAACUCAAGGCCCUCAUCCAGACCAAGUGCCCUGCUCCAAACCCCCAAUUCCUUGCUCUCCCCAGGUGCUCUCCAUAGCCAAGGAAAAGAACGUCAGUCUUCAGACAGCCAUCGCAAUAGAAGCCCUGACCCAGUUAUCUAGUACUGGUCCACAAGCUGCUGGCUCUCCAGGUCAAGCCCCCUACCACAGUAACCUCCAUCACCACCAACAUACCCAGAACCUCCCAUCUCAGCCCCCCAAUGGCACUAGCAUGAUCCCGUCCUCUCCCGGCACCCACUUAUCCUCCUCACGCUCUCAAUCCGUCCCUCCAGGAUUACACACUGGCCAGCAGGCCCCAGUGUCCUGUGAGCACCAUAGGCCCCAAUCCCAGGGCCAGCCACCCCAUGCUACCCCUCUCCCGUCCUCUACCUCUCCCUUCCCAGACCAGGGAAAACAUCCAGGCUUCAGCCCUAAUCCACAGCAGUGGCAACAGGGCUCAGGCAGAAGCUCUGAACAGAGGAACCCAUGGAUGCAUAUGAAAUCUGAGCCCCAGUCUCACUACGCCGCUGCACCUCACAGUAACUCAGACCCCAUGUCAGAGCUCAAACAGCUGCUAGGUGAUACCAGUGGCAAGUUCAGCAAUGGUCCUUUCAAGCUUCCAAUGGCACAGCAGCUCAGAUUAACCCAGAAUGGAGGUAUCCAGGCCCAGGACAACCCAGCAUUGGCCAGGAUAAAGCAAGAGACAGACUCUGGUGAGCACUACCAUCACACUGCCUCCAUGGGACAUUAUGGCAUGGCUAAUUGUCAGCAGCAGGGUCAGCACUACCCUGGCACUCCCCUGUCUCCUGGUCAAGCAGCCAUCAGCCACUCCACUCAGGCAGCUUUGCAGCAGCACCUUCACUACAAGAGGAACCUCUUCUCUAACCACUCCUCUGGCUUUGGAGCACCAGGCCCUCGUGCACCUCUGGCUUGCCAAAACUUGAAAAAAUGGUGGCCACAGAUGGAGGCAGAAUGUAUGCCACAUCUGGCCAUCAAACAGGAAUCCAAGGAACCCAAGAAGAAAAAAAGCAGCCAAGGAUCUCCUGUCAUAAAAGCUAUGAGUGGGAUGCUUACAGUCCCUCCCCUACCCAAACCGAAACAGAUCAUAAUCAAGAAGACCAAGCAGAAAGCCUCCAUGCCAACCUUCCUGCCUCAGAUUCAGAUCACCAUACAAAAACCACCAGUCCUCAUGAUGGACAGAGCCCCGGCCCUGACCAGCCUGAAACCAGGUUCUCUCCCCUCUCUACCCCUCCAUAGUAAUUCCACUCAGGCUCCUGCUGCAGGCCUCCCUGCCCCAGCCCAAUCUCAGGUAUCCAUUUCCAACUCCUUAAUGACUCCCUCUUCCACUGUUUCUGCUUUGUCAGAAAACACUCCAGCCCUCAUGGGCCCUCUGCCCCUACCUGUGGCCCCUUUAGCCCAUGUUAAGUCAGAGGGAGCUAACAGCUUGGUCUCCAGUUACACCAGCACCACCAAACCUCUGACCUCCACAUCUUCACCCGACACCUCACAAUUACAGAGUCUCAUCAACAUAGACCCGAAAUACGAAGAACUGAUCCGCCAGUUUGAGGCUGAAUUUGGGGACACAGCCCCAUCCGCCAGUCAACUCAUGGAGGAGACUGCUACAGCCCCUCAGCAGGGGAAUCAGUCCCAGACCUGUCCUCAGGACCUCAGUUCCACAUCAUCAUCAUCAUCCAAAUCCCAGUCGGCUCCCUUAUUUCUCACCCCUCAAGCCAGCUCCACAUCUCAUUCAGAUGAUCAGGAGAUGGAAGUCAACAAAGAUGAAUUAGGGACCCAAAGUGAAGCAGCCUUGAACCUGGCACCCACAAAAAGCCCAAUGGAGGAGCAGCAUAAGGGGCCCCUCCAUGUCUCUCUGAAUCAGGAGGCCAUUCUGGACAAGCAGCAGCAGCCCAGUUUGUUAGAGGAUAGGUUCAGCAUACCAUGUUCUCCUCUGCCUAAACGCAUGAAGAUCGAAGCCUCGGGUGAUAUAGCAGUACUUUCCACCACGUGCUAUUCUGAAGAGGACACACCCACUAAGGACAGUCUGCCAUCUUCUCCAUCACUCAGAGGCUUCCUUGAGUCUCCUCUGCGCUAUCUAGACACCCCCACAAAAACCUUGUUAGAUACUCCCUCCAAGGAUCUACAGGCAGAGUUCCCCACCUGCACCUGUGUGGAACAAAUCGUGGAGAAAGAUGAAGGGCCCUACUACAAUCACCUGGGAUCUGGACCUACUGUAACCUCCAUACGAAACCUGAUGGAGUCGAGGUAUGGAGAGAAAGGGGAUGCCAUCCGCAUUGAGAAGGUGCAGUUCACAGGCAAAGAGGGAAAGAGCUCACACGGAUGUCCUAUUGCUAAAUGGGUGAUCCGUCGUGGCAGCGAGACGGAGAAGCUGCUGUGUCUGGUGCGCGAGCGUGCGGGCCACCACUGUGACAACGCUGUCAUCAUCAUCCUCAUUAUGGCCUGGGAAGGUGUCCCGAGGGCCCUGGCAGACAAGCUGUACAGCGAGCUCAGUGACACCCUCACCAAGUAUGGCAACCCCACCAGUCGACGCUGCGGCCUGAAUGAUGAUCGUACCUGUGCGUGUCAAGGCAAGGACCCUGAAUAUUGCGGCGCUUCCUUCUCCUUUGGCUGCUCCUGGAGUAUGUACUUUAAUGGCUGUAAGUACGCCCGAAGCAAAAUGCCGCGCAAGUUCAGGCUACAAGGAGAUCACCCUGAAGAGGAGGAAAAACUCAGGGAUCACUUCCAGCAUCUGGCAACUGAGGUGGCUCCUGUGUACAAGAAGCUGGCCCCACAGGCCUACAGUAACCAGUGCCUGACCGAGCAGAAGGCUCCAGAAUGCAGGCUGGGAUUGAAGGAGGGCCGGCCGUUCUCUGGAGUCACUGCCUGCAUGGACUUCUGUGCCCACGCUCAUAAGGACCAGCACAACCUCUACAAUGGUUGCACAGUGGUGUGUACUUUAACUAAGGAGGACAACCGUAAAGUGAAGGAGAUCCCGGAGGAUGAACAACUCCAUGUGUUGCCUCUUUACCGGAUCUCCCUGACUGAUGAGUUCGGCAGUGAGGAGGCCCAGCGCCUAAAGAUGCAGACCGGAGCCAUCCAGGUGCUUCAGGCUUUCCGCCGCGAGGUGCGCAAGUUGCCCGAACCUGCCAAGUCUUGCCGACAGCGCCGACUGGAGGCCAAGAAGGCCACCUCGGAGAAGAAGAAAAAUAAACUCAUGCAGCAGACAGGGGAGACACCAGAGAAAGCAGUGGUCAAAGCUGAGGUCUGCAUCACCGGGUCCUCUCAACUCCAAGGCAAUAAAGCAAUUAUAAAACAAGAGGUGAAGCCCAACAUCAAGACAGAGCCCUUCAACAGAUCAGUAGAUGGAUACCCUGUGCAGGCAGCAGACCCAUUCAAAAACAUCUACCCACACCCUGCCUACUAUGCAAGGGGAGGCCUCCCCCCAACUGGCCAGCCCUCUGCACCAGACCAAGUAAACGGUUACCACCACAAUCUCCCUGCAAUGCACUAUGGCUACUACAACUAUCCCCCCAAUGCACUUUUCCCCCCUAAGCUGAGGACCUACGAGGGUCGAAAUGGCUCUUUGCUCAAAGCAGGCAGUAAGGCCGAUGAGGUAGACGGGAAGCCUGAUAUUCAGAGCCUUCAGGCCAGACUGGCCCAGUCCCACUCAAGCCACCCAGAGCAGGUCCACCAUCCAAACCACAGCGCUUACACCCAGGCUGCAGACUACAGCCAGUCCCGUCCUUCCUCUGUCUCCUCUGAACCCUCCAACAGAGGCACUCCAGGCAUCAAACAGGAGCCAAUGGAUGUGCCAGUCUAUGAAGGCACAAGGCCAAGCCAGGCUGGAGCCAACACACCUAGCACUAACGCCCAGCUUGCGGCCUGGUCAGGGCACAAGCUCAAUGGAAGUAUCAUUCCCACCAACUGGGACGGCCAUCUGAACCCCAAACAAAGCCCUGAAGCCUCAUUGUUGAACCCGGACAAACAACUGUUUCACCAGCAUCCCCAGCAGCGGCAGCCCUCUCCUUACCCUCAGCAGUGGACACCUAACCAUGGCUCAAAUCCCCUGAUGGCUUCCCCUGCCCCAUCACCAUCACUCCAGGUACAUCCCUCUCCGUCUCCGUCCCCACACCUAGGCACAGGGCCAGCUACCCCAGGUAACAUACACCAAGGCUCUAUACACCCUGCCACUCCACGCCCAAGCACCCCCCACCCAGGUACACCACAACCUGGCAGCUCUCACUCAGGCUCAGUUACACCACAGCCAGGCACCCCCAGGCACUGGGCCAACCCAAGUCCUCAGCCGAAUGCUUGGGCCAUGGGGCCUGCAGCAUAUAGUCCUGGUUUGAAGCACAGCAAUCCUGCAGGAUCCUACCCUGACAAGAUGUGGUCUAAGACCGGGGAAAGUCGGUGUUCCACGCCCCUUGGGCUCCAAGAGAAGGCUUGGAGGUCUUGUGGAGGAUCAGUGGCAGGCAGUACCCUGUCCCCUGCCCCUGAGGGUCGUCUCUUCCCUGAUGCCCUGCAGCAGUCAGAUCAGGCCUGCUGGAACCCCGGCCAAGCUGAGAGUGACGUUGAGAGCACCAAGGGCCGUGAAGAGGAUGAUGAUGAGGUUUGGUCUGACAGCGAGCACAACUUCCUGGAUCCCAACAUCGGUGGUGUAGCGGUAGCACCAGCCCAUGGCUCCAUCCUGAUUGAAUGUGCCCGUCGGGAACUACAUGCUACCACUCCGCUCAAAAAGCCUGAUCGCUCCCACCCCACCCGCAUCUCCCUGGUCUUUUACCAGCACAAGAACCUCAACCAGCCCAUGCACGGCCUGGCUCUGUGGGAGGCCAAAAUGAAGAUACUGGCAGAGCGAGCGCUGCAGAGGCAGCAGGAAGCAGCUCUCCUUGGCCUCUCCCAGGAGGACAUCAAGGCCCUCGGGAAGAAACGCAAGUGGGGGGCUACUGUGGCAGGUGCCAGUCCAGGACCUGGACAAACUAAAGACAAGAGGGAGGGACCAGUUACGCGGUUAGCCCCCACGUUCCACACCAACUCUAUGGUUACUGUGUCUCCCUAUGCCUUCACCCGCCUCACUGGGCCCUACAGCCAGUUUGUCUGAGGUCAGACAGACACAAACAGACUGAUGGAUACAGAGUGGUGCAGUGGAGGGCUGGAGAGAGCGAUGAGCAGGAUGAAUGUCUCUCAGCCUUCCCGCAGUCUGGCAUCUCUCCAUCCUGCCCCCUCCGCAGUCCACUGGGAGGAGGGGACAUUUUUAUUGUUUUUUACCUCAUGUCAGGCAGUGGUUUGGGCUUCAGACACACUGCCUGUGGUGCUCUUCCUCUCUCUUCCCUGGAGAGGAACUCCAUUGCUUUUUCUUGUUUAUAGAAUUUUAAUGAUUCUAAUUAUUGCUAUUAUUAUCAAUAUUAUUAUGAUUGCUAUUGUUACUGUCAAUGUUGUUAUUACAGGUAUUAUUAUAAUGAAGACUUGUUUGUUUUUUAUUAUUGCUGUUUUCAUUAAUGUUAUUAUUAAUGAUGUGAUUGUUUUUGGUUAUAUAUAUUUUUUAAAUCAAUCAGUCUAAGUCAGUCAGACUCAGACAAUUGCUUUUUCCAUGUUUGGAAAACGUGUACCCAAUUUUCUGUUUGAUUUUCUUUGUUCUGGUCAAUCUUCCAGCUGUACUUAGAGGAGGAGCCAUUAUCUGCCUGGCAAGACAGCAAAUCAAUGUUAUCAUAUGCAAAAAUGUAAAACUGCCUUUCCAGUAGGCUUGCUUUUGAUAUUUAUCUGUAAAUGACAUUGUACAGAUAUGGAUCUUGGAUUUAAAAAAGCCCAUUUAGGCCCCAAUAAAAAUAAAAUUUUUAGUUUAAAAGCAGCACUCAGAUUUUCCCAUUAGCUGGGAACUUCUUUGCACUUCAGCAUUAUGUACAAAUAUAAUACAUUCUAUUCUAGAUGUCCAAUUUUAUUUGCACUGAUACGAACAAUUAUACCCCUUUGAUGUGGCUACUGUAACAAGUAAACUCCCAAAUGGAGGCUGCACAGUACAUUAAAACAGCAAAAAGUAACAAAAUAAUGUCCUGGUUAAAAAUAAUUGCAUUAAAAAUAAUCCCUUUAAUUUGGGAGAAAAUUUUGCCGCUUUUCUUGUCAUUGGAUGAUGUGCUCCUCCUCUUCUUCUGCACCCCUCCAGCUUUCGACUGGUGCUCAACUUCCAGCUCUGAUCAAUAUUCAUUCCGCUACUCUUCAUGGCACUUGAUGCUGUACUUAGGUGCUCUAAAUCAAAUCUGGCUCAACUUGUAUUAGCAAGUAAAUAUCAUUUGUUUUGACCGAGGUGGAGUACCAGAAUGACGGGAUUUACUGAUUCUGAGGUGCAGGAUGUUUAAAUUUCUAAAGACAAAUAUAAUGAAUUAAAUUACGAAUGCUUGUCAUGUUUUCCUAUGUGGAAAACUGUACAAGCAUGGUACUCCACGGAGGCUGAAAUAAGUGAUACUAUUUGCAAAUAUUGUUUGACCCAGACCUGCAAAUACCACAGAGAUGGAACAGGUGGCACACUUUUAUCUUCCUAUAAGAUUCAAGUAGGGGUGAGCACUUCCCAGUGUAAACUCUAGAGGGCAGCAGCGACUGCCCUUUCAAAGUGGUGUGUACAAACAAACCUUCAAGCGCUUGAGAUCGUUCAGAAGCCAGUACAGCCUUGCCUUGCUGCUUUAACCAUCCCUGGCCAGUAGAGGGGGAUUUUACACCCUGCUCGCUGACCAUGAAUGGGCCUCAACAAAGCCGCUCAAGGCAACGUUGAUCUUUGUCCCAUUGUGGCACAAAUGUGAAUGAAAUCUGGAGAUGCUUUUGGGAUGCCCAUCCUGGGUUUGAGCAGAAGGAAAAAGUGUUGGGAAAGCAGUGCUUUUGGUGCUCCUACUUGCUCUGGUGCUCUCCUAUUACACUUGAUUUACUGUGAAGGGCCCACUCCUUCCUCUGCAUGGUGCUGUCAUCUUCGAGCAGAACGAGUUGGGUCCUUCUGCAGGCACCUUGUCGCCACAGAGCCAGGCAAUCAGUGGCCGCCCUGUGGUCGCAGCUCUGUCAUUGGGCUCAAGAACUGGUUUCUUCUGAGGUGUUUUUAUGGUUUCUUGUGGCGAAGUGGUUUUGUCUCAAACAAAGUACACUGUACAGGGCAGAGAAAGCACAGUCAUUCAAUGCAUUUUUUGGUAACUCAUUCACAGAGAAAACAAUAGUACUGAGAGUUAAGGAGAGACCUUGGAAAAUUACUGUAGCUUCUGGGAGUUGGCGCCAAAUGCAAACGCAUUGCAUCAAUGAAUCUCUCACUUUGUGUGCGUGUGUGUGUGUGUUUGUGUGAGAGGAAAUGAUACAAAUGCAUGGGUGUGUGAAAGAGAAAAGCCAAAGAGAGAGACUAUUUGAAAUCCUGGAUAGAGUCCCGCGAGUCACUCAUUUUUAUUUUGUCUCUAUCAACCAUGGGACUGUUUGAUAAAUCAAAAUAAAGAAGUAAACACAUGGUUUACUUGCAACGUGGUUUGAAAAUGAAAAUGAGCAACUAACAGAACUCGAUCCAGGCUGACUCCUGGCUGCUGAGUGGUUGUUUUGGGUCAAGGCCCUGGUCAUCUGUGAAAGACCCUGUUACCUCUCUCGAGGGUCUCCAGCUCUCUACCUCACGCUGUAGAGACACUGGUCCCAAUCACAACUUGCUACUGAGGGCAGAGAAUCAUGCAGAUGUCCCUUUGUGUGCUCUAGAUCUCCACACUCAUUUUAAACCUGCUUUUGUUUUUUUUUACUCUUAUUUAUUACUACAUGGUGAUGAUGAUUGUCUUUGAUGUUAUUGUUUGUUUUGUUUUUUUUUUCAUCAUUUUUUAUAUAGCUAAUACAAAUUGUACAUAGAGAAGAAAAGAUUUAUAAAAGCACUUUUAAUCUUGAUUUUAAUGACAAAAGAAAGAGCCGAUUAUUGACAACUUGAAGCUUAGGGUUUGGGUUUUUUUCUGUUGUUUUUUUAUUUUGAGGAGGAUUUUGAAGAGAGAGAUAAAAAAAAAUGUACAUAUUAAAAUAUUUAGGUAAGAUUAUUUAACUGGUGAGGAUCGUAACUAAACCAUGAAUGACAAGGGGGUAUUUUGAAGUCUCUGACAGCCCUCAACAACGGUAAACAACACUUGGUCCAAAUGCGUUGUGUGUAAAUGUGUGCUUAGUAACACUGCUGUUUUGCUUUCGUAAGUACUGUACCCAUUGUCAGCAUAUAACUGACAGAGACCUGUCACUUUCUAAAAACUAAAUCAUUAGCCCAGUUAUGUAAACCACACUUGACUUACUAACUGACGACAGUCAAAAUAACUGGAGGAUCCCUCUUGGUGCAGUUCUCUGACCAAACCUCAUAUUUAAAAAGUAUGAAUUUAAGAGUUUUAGAAAAGCUUGUCAGCUUGAAAGCAAUGAAUUUAGUUGACAUUUUACAGCAGGUGUCCACAACCCCAUAGAAACUCAUCGCAAAUUAUUCCAAAAUACCAAAAUUGUGAUAAUGUGGUACUCAACAACAGUGAUCUACUGUCAGUAAGCUAAGGACAAAUCUAAAAAGGUAGCCGUAAACCUGAUAUGUGUUUGUUGUCGCUAUAAUAAUAGGCAUAGUUUGGCAUUUUGGAAAAUGUGCGUAUUCGCUUUCUUGCCGAGAGUUAAGUAAGAAGAUUGAUACCACUCAUGUCUAAAUGGUAAAUAUGCAGCAGGAGCCAGCAGCUGGUCAGCUUAGCUUAGCGCUAUGGCUUCAGCAUUUCAAAAGCUCACUAACAGAUUAUAUCUUGUUUGUUUAAUCUGUUCAGAGACCAAAGCCUAAACUUGUGAAGUUGUGGUUUCAUGGCAGUUGUAACUGUUACUUCUAAGUAACCAAACAGCUAGCAGAGACAACAGGAAGUCACUGCACCCUGCCUAGAAAUCGUGUCAUUUUAAAAUAUGUUUGGUUUUGUAUGGAUUGAACAUGAGAUUUAGAGGUGCUGGUUGUCAGAUUUUGUGGUCAGAGUCAGGCUAACUGUUUCCUGUCUUUAUGCUAAGCUAACCGACUGUUAUCUGUUGCUUCACAUCUAGCGUGCAGACAUGAGUGAUGGUAAUCUCACCUAUGUCUUAACAAAAAACUGAUUAAGCUUAUUUCCCAAAAUGUUGAACCAUUUCUUUGAUAUCUGUAGAGUUGCCUUUGAUAGAUUCACCACCUAUCAUGUGCAGGACCACAUCCAAGAGGGUGGGGGGGGGGGAUGUUUAGUAACGUACUGGUAGUUGCUGAGCCAGUGUGAGGUGAAUCAGUGGGCGUUGUUUUAGCGAGUUUUAGCCCAGCAAUCUUUGUCAGUUGUGUUAGACUAUCAGGUAAGAAACUGCCUCCCUGCUUAUUUAGAUGUACCUAUCAUUAUUAUCUAAUCUAGUUCUCAUAAUAGUAAGUACGCACUUGGCAUAAUAAUCAUGAUGCCCUGUGGAAAACACCUGGUGUUUAGUUUGUGAUAAUUAAAAAUAUGACACACAUCAGUCGUUCGACUGGUGCAUGGGCUGGGACUGGUACAGGAACAGAACCCAUUUGACUUUGUAACCAUAAUGCAUGGCCCACAUUACACACACACACAUACUUGCCUACCAAUGGGUGCUGAGGAUACAGUGUACAUGUUAUCUUAAUGACUUUGUAAAUUUCUAAAUGUCUCACGAGUUUGGUAGAUGGUUCUCAUGAGAGGCGCCUCCUCCCAAGCUUGUGCCUGAGAUAGGGGGUCAGUCAGCUGGUGCUAUGAUGCUACACCUUAAAAAUUCACUGUGUUAAAAAAAAAAAAAAAUUAACAAAUGUGAGGGAUAAAUGAUUACCACAAAUAUUUUUCUGAGCUCUUCGAAUGUUAAGAGAACUAUACUUCUGGUUCAAGCAGUUUCACAGGAUGGGAAGCUGCCCUGGUGCUGACUUUAUGAAAAGUCUUUUGUUACAACGCUACAAAUUUACAUCUCUUUUUGAGGGCAAGGGGGGGCACUGAGACAGUUGAUUAUUAAUAUUCAUUCCACAUUGUACUUGAACUCAUUUAAAAUAGGAUGAGAUAUAGAAUCAUAUUAUAUGAAGACUGUUAUUUGGGUUUCUCAUUUGGUACAGCGCAAGUACCAAAGGCUAUUGAAAUGAUCUUGUGAGUAUGUUGUACAUGUUCAUGGUAACUGAAUGCUAAGAUAUUUGAACAAGAAUAACAAUUGUGUACUGCCUCCCUCUUCCUCUCCCUCGUCAUGCACUUCCUUUGCCCCUCUUUCUCUUCACACCUUGUAUAUUUUGUCUUUCUCGCACACGCAAACAUAGAUAAACAUACGCAUCUCGCUGUGUAUGGCCCACUUUUAGAAGUCUAUUGAACACCUAAUUUAAUGAACACAUCUCUCCACAUUUUGGGAUCGAGACUUGGACCCUGGCCCAUACUAAAAAUAUAAAUGAACCUACACAACUGGCAGCUACAUUCCUUUUUGAGUUUUAGGAUUGUUCUUGGUUCUUUAUUUUCAUGUCAAGGAUGCAGUAUGUAAAAAAAAAAAAAAGUGUUUUUGUUCAGUCUCUCUCUCUUUGUAGUUGUAUGGUGUAUUAUGUGAAUACAUAGUGUAUGUGGUAAAGACCCCACAAUAUUGUUUUAUGUUGCGCGAUAAAUAAAAACAUUGAAGUGAGAA
This is a messenger RNA of Micropterus salmoides (largemouth bass), 12228 nucleotides long. RefSeq names its product tet methylcytosine dioxygenase 3 (gene tet3). Gene Ontology annotation, molecular function: DNA 5-methylcytosine dioxygenase activity; DNA binding; zinc ion binding. Gene Ontology annotation, cellular component: nucleus. Gene Ontology annotation, biological process: positive regulation of transcription by RNA polymerase II; oxidative demethylation. The record is from RefSeq and is a predicted model, not a curated record. The transcript has 11 exons. The coding region runs from base 410 to 6721 and encodes 2103 amino acids. NCBI's taxonomy places the organism in Eukaryota, Metazoa, Chordata, Actinopteri, Centrarchiformes, Centrarchidae.